AGUGUUGGCAGACGGUGUUGAGCUGCAGACUGUGGACUCUUUGUAAACACAGUCGGUUAGUCAUUAACACAGUAGAAUCAGAGCGAACCGUCUGCGUCCGUGACUUCGUUUCUUCACGCCACUGCCACAGUUCAUCAUUUCGGCCUGCUUUAACUUGGUUUGACUGAGGUCAUGCCACGCCUCCUCCUCUACCUGUCCGUCAUCAGUUCUCUGUGGUCAGCAUCCGUUCUCUGUCGAACGGUGUUCUCUGACCCUCCGAAGGCUCACAUGCUGCUCCGUUCUCGCCGGGCGAACUCUUUCUUCGAGGAGCUGAAGCCGGGGUCUCUGGAGCGAGAAUGUGUGGAGGAAGUCUGUGAUUUUGAAGAAGCCUGGGAGAUUUUCCUAUCCAGAGAGGCCACACUGGAGUUUUGGACCGUGUACUCAGAUGGGAACCAGUGUAGUAACAACAUGUGUGUUCAUGGCGACUGUGUGGAUUUGUACCAAGGAUACGCCUGCAACUGUAGACCCGGGUAUGAGGGAAAAUACUGCAGAGAACCUGUAACAGCUACUAACUGCACCGAGGAUAACGGCGGCUGUGACCACGAUUGUUCUGAAAGCAGUGACGGGCUGUCGAGGAGCUGCAGCUGUGUGAGCGGAUACACGCUGCAUGAUAACUCCAGGAAGUGUGUGCCCGAUGGUCAGAGAUCCUGUGGUCAGCUGUUGAUUGGUCGGUCAUCAUACACCAAACCAAUGGAUGGCUUGCUUCCCUGGAUGGUGGCGGGGGAAGUGGGGAAGAAGGGGGAGAAUCCAUGGCAGGUUUUGAUACGGAAUGCUAACCGGCGUUUGCACUGUGGAGGCGUCCUGAUCGAUGAGAGUUGGGUUCUGACCGCCGCUCACUGCCUUGAGAGCAGCCUGAUAUUCACAGUACGGCUGGGUGAAUACGACCGUCUCAGAGAUGAAGGCACUGAGGUUACUCUGAGGGUCCUCCGCUCUUUCAGACAUCCAAAGUACGACAGCAGGACACAGGACAACGACAUUGCACUGAUGCGCCUUGAGACCCCUGCCCCCUUCUCCCGGUACAUCCUCCCCGUUUGUCUGCCAGGACGCGCCAUGGCAGAGCGAGUGCUGCAUCUCAACAGCACUAUCACCGUGGUGUCGGGAUGGGGCAAAGAAGAGCUGAACAGCAGCAGGUUCACCUCUGCACUCAACAUCAUCAAAAUCCCUCUGGUGGACCAUGAUGUCUGCAUCCAACACAUGACCAACAACAUCACAAACAACAUGCUCUGUGCUGGGAGGCUGGGAGAUAGGCAGGAUGCCUGUGAGGGCGACAGCGGUGGUCCCAUGGUCACUCUGUACCGGGACACGUGGUUCCUGGUCGGCCUGGUGUCCUGGGGUGAGGGCUGUGGCCAGAGAGACAAGCUGGGUAUCUACACCAAAGUGUCCAACUAUAACGACUGGAUCCAACAAGUGAAAGACGACUGGGACAGAGGUCAUUACGCCUGACAACCUUUGAGUUUCUGAACCACCUCAAUCUGCGAAAGUGGACUCACAUUCUCAUCCUCACUACAUUGAAAAUCUAACACUUUAUAAAUAAACUCAUCCUGCUCUAAUUGA
Molecule: messenger RNA, 1593 nt
Organism: Cheilinus undulatus (humphead wrasse)
Lineage: Eukaryota; Metazoa; Chordata; Actinopteri; Labriformes; Labridae
Gene: proca
Product: protein C (inactivator of coagulation factors Va and VIIIa), a
Exons: 10
Coding region: 172-1482 (436 amino acids)
Biological process (GO): blood coagulation; proteolysis
Cellular component (GO): extracellular region
Molecular function (GO): calcium ion binding; serine-type endopeptidase activity
Source: RefSeq, a predicted model, not a curated record